AUGGAGGAUGAUGCAGCUGCAUUUUUUCAAAUCUGCCACAAGUGUCAAAUUCAUGGGAACCUUGUUCACGCACCUUCCAAUCCUUUACACUCAAUAAGCAGUCCAUGGCCAUUUUACAGUUGGGGACUUGACAUUAUUGGAAAGAUCAAUCCGCCAUCAUCGAAGAAGCACGAGUAUAUCAUAACCGCGACAGAGUACUUCACCAAAUGGGUUGUAUCUAUCCCUCUACGGGGGAAUACGGGAGCAACGGUUGCAUCUUUCAUUAAGGAGUACAUCAUCUGUCGCUUUGGCGUGCCUAAGCAUAUCAUCACUGAUAACGGCACACCCUUUUCCAACAAACAGGUACGAGAGUUGCUUGAAGAAUAUGGAAUUAAACAGGUCUUCUCCACCAUCUACUAUCCUCAAGGGAAUGUGAAGGCUGACAGCACCAACAAAAACUUAAUUCGGAUUCUCAAUCGAACAAUACACGACAAUCCCAGAGAGUGGCACGAACAGCUGUCGAUGGCGCUAUGGGCGUAUCGGACGGCACCUAGAAGCUCCAUUGGGGUUUCUCCGUAUUCACUUGUUUACGGUGCAGAUGCGAUCCUCCCGGAAGAAAUCAAAAUUUCAUCAGCCAGAAUUGUAGCAGCAAGUGGGGUCCACUGGAACGAGGCUGAAGCAUCUAACUCAAGAAUCGCUGAGUUAGACACUUUUGAGUCCAGAAGAAGCAAGGCAUAG
Papaver somniferum (opium poppy) is the source of this 717-nucleotide messenger RNA. RefSeq lists its product as uncharacterized. Gene Ontology annotation, molecular function: nucleic acid binding. Lineage: Eukaryota; Viridiplantae; Streptophyta; Magnoliopsida; Ranunculales; Papaveraceae. Bases 1 to 717 code for a protein of 238 amino acids. Gene Ontology annotation, biological process: DNA integration. The record is from RefSeq and is a predicted model, not a curated record. The transcript has a single exon.